Medioppia subpectinata is the source of this 710-nucleotide messenger RNA. The record is from the annotation of a GenBank genome assembly. Lineage: Eukaryota; Metazoa; Arthropoda; Arachnida; Sarcoptiformes; Oppiidae.
AUGAUGAAAUUGACCAUGUCCAUUGUGGGCACCCUAUCAGGACUGUCCAUAUUCCUCAUAUUUCUUAUACAAUACCACAAUUAUAACGCUUCCGUUUGGGGUUUUGUCACUGGUAUUUUGUCGUUCUGUGUCUUUCACUUGAAUUACUUGUAUCUGAAGAAUAAAAUCGAUGAAUGGUAUGAACCGAAAGCACUCGAGAAGCUUAAAAUCAUGGGACUUGUCAUUGGCCUCAGUUCUGUCGUUGCUUUCGGUGUCUAUCUCUCGCUGUUUAUAACCAGAAAACAGGAUAUGUUUUCCAUGAAUGACUUUAAUUACUUUCCGUGUAUUAUAUUUUCCAUACUAUCGUUCAAAUCGGGAAUUUUGCUGUUUUCGACGGCAAGACAUUACAAGAAAUAUGUAAUCCUAUGUAAUCCACAAUUCAUUUACGAUAUAAGAAAACAAAGCGAUUCCCAACCAGAACUUCAACAUUAAUUUUACUACAAUUUCAUAUUUGCAAUGAUUUAGUCUUUGACUUAAAUUUAGUCAUAAAUUGUGACGAUUGACGAGUUUUUCCGUGACAUUAAGUGAUUAUAUGAUAAUAAUAUUGAUUAUAAAUACAAACAAAUAGACAAUUAGUUCAAAACAAAUGAACAAAACUUCAAAUUAAUCCAAUGUUUGCUCAAAUGAUUGAAUAGUUUUAACAUUUGACUAAAUUUUUGUAAUAUUUAAAU